This is a messenger RNA of Mustela lutreola (European mink), 3393 nucleotides long. RefSeq names its product solute carrier organic anion transporter family member 4A1 (gene SLCO4A1). Gene Ontology annotation, cellular component: membrane. Gene Ontology annotation, biological process: sodium-independent organic anion transport; transmembrane transport. Lineage: Eukaryota; Metazoa; Chordata; Mammalia; Carnivora; Mustelidae. Gene Ontology annotation, molecular function: protein binding. The record is from RefSeq and is a predicted model, not a curated record. The transcript has 13 exons. Bases 125 to 2539 code for a protein of 804 amino acids.
CGAGCCCCGCGCCCGCAGCCGCCAGAGCGCGGGGCGCAGCGCGGCGGCCGGGAGUCGGGAAGACUCUGGACCAAAGUGAGAGCUGGAAGCGUGUGAGUUUAAUGAGGAACGGAGGCUGGACGGCAUGGGGGCCCUGUCCACCGGGGCGGUCCCUCCAGAACAGCGAGCACAGCUCACGCCCACCGAGCAGAGGCCACGGGGGACUGGCUGGGUCAGGGUGGUCCUGGGGCCCGCACGGGCAUCGACUGUGGCCUUGUCCAGAACAAACCAGCCACUGGACUACCCUCGGGCGGCUUCUGUAGCUGCCUCUUGCGCCCCCCGGGCGGAGAUGCCUCAGCACUCGAUGGGGGACAAGACCCUGGUCUCCAAGCCGCAGCUGGUCUUCCCAAGCCAACCCUCAGCCGCAGACGGCGGGUGCGGCCACGGACCGCCCAGCAGGCGGGCUUCCCUCGGCUCACCCCGGAGCCACGGCGCCCUGGGUCCUGCCGUGCACAGCCCCCUGGACGCCUGCAGCCAGCCACUGUGCCCGCUGCAGGCUGAGAAGCACGGCCCCCGGACGCCCCCUGAGAUGCGCUACGUGGCGGCCAGGCCACAGAGCGCGGCGUGCGGCUGGGGGGCCUUCGCUCCCAGGUGCCUGCAGGCCUUCAACACGCCCCGCGGCUUCCUGCUCUUCCUGUGCGCGGCGGCCUUCCUGCAGGGCAUGACCGUCAACGGCUUCGUCAGCACCGUGGUCACCUCCAUCGAGCGCCGCUUCGACCUGCACAGCCACCAGAGCGGCCUCAUCACCAGCUGCUACGACGUGGCCGCCUGCCUGUGCCUCACCUUCGUCAGCUACUUCGGGGGCGGCGCGCACAAGCCCCGCUGGCUGGGCCGGGGCGUGCUGGUCCUGGGCGCCGGCUCGCUGCUGUUUGCGCUGCCGCACUUCACUGCGGGCGCCUAUGAGGCCGAGGUGGCCGAGGGCGUGGGGACGUGCCGGGCCAACCGCAGCGUGGCGUGCCGGGACCGCGCCUCGGGCCUGUCCGGGUACCGGGUCGUCUUCAUGCUGGGCCAGUUCCUGCACGGCAUGGGCGCCACGCCGCUCUACACGCUGGGCGUCACCUACCUGGACGAGAACGUCAAGUCCAGCUACUCCCCGGUCUACAUCGCCGUCUUCUACACCGCCGCCAUCCUCGGCCCAGCCGCCGGCUACCUGAUCGGAGGCGCCCUGCUGAACGUUUACACCGAAAUCGGCCGCCGGACGGAGCUGACCACCGAGAGCCCACUGUGGGUCGGCGCCUGGUGGGUGGGCUUCCUGGGGGCGGGGGCCGCCGCCUUCCUCACCGCCAUCCCCAUCCUCGGCUACCCCCGGCAGCUGCCAGGCUCCCAACGCUACGUGGUCAUGAGAGUGUCUGAAACACACCAGUCGAAGGACAGCAGUCACAAGGCUGCCAGCAGCCCCGACUUCGGGAAAACCAUCAGAGAUCUGCCUCUCUCCAUCUGGCUCCUCCUGAAAAACCCUGCAUUCGUCCUGCUGUGUCUGGCUGGGGCCACCGAGACCACGCUCGUUGCCGGCAUGUCCACCUUUGGUCCCAAGUUCCUGGAGUCCCAGUUUAGCCUGAGCGCCUCAGAAGCCGCCACCUUGUUUGGGUACCUGGUAGUGCCAGCAGGCGGCGGUGGAACGUUUCUGGGCGGCUUCCUUGUGAACAAAUGCAGGCUCCGCGGUGCGGGUGUCGUCAAGCUGUGUGCACUCUGCACCCUGACCAGCCUGCUGGCCACCUUCGUGUUCUUCGUCCAGUGCCCCAACGUGCCCAUGGUGGGGGUGACAGCCGACUACAACGGCAGGCCCCUGCCCAAAGGCCACCUGGAGCUGACGGCCGCCUGCAACGCCCCGUGUGCCUGUCGCCCCGAGCACUACAGCCCCGUGUGUGGCUCCAACGGCCUCACCUACUACUCCCCCUGCCACGCGGGCUGCCCCGGGGAGGCGGCGCCUGGCGCGGACGGCCGGAAGGUAUACCGAGACUGUAGCUGUAUCCCUCAGAAUUUUUCCUCUGGUUUUGGCCAUGCUACUGCAGGGAAAUGCACUUCAACUUGUCAAAGAAAGUCCCUCCUUCUGGUUUUCGUAUUCGUUGUAAUUAUCUUUACAUUCCUCAGCAGCAUUCCUGCACUGACGGCAACCUUACGGUGUGUCUGUGACCGGCAGAGAUCCUUUGCAUUGGGAAUCCAGUGGAUUGUGGUUAGAACUCUAGGGGGCAUCCCAGGGCCCAUCGCCUUCGGCUGGGUGAUUGACAAGGCGUGCCUGCUCUGGCAGGACCAGUGUGGGCAGCAAGGCUCCUGCUUCGUGUACCAGAACUCGGCCAUGAGCCGGUACAUGCUCAUCACUGGGCUGGUGUACAAGGUGCUGGGUUUCCUGUUCUUCACCACCGCCUGCCUCUUGUACAAGUCCCCCUCAGAGUCUCCCGAUGGCCUGGCAGCUUCUCUGCCCAGCCCGUCCUCGGCCUCCGACAGCCCCGUGGACCUCCGGGGCUCCCGCUCGGCCCCAUGGCUGCAGAGCGCCGUCUGACGGCGCACCCCUCCAUCCACGGGCACUUCCCGAGAAUGCUGUCGGAUUUCUCCCUGGAAGGACUGACCCCUCACCGGUUGGUCCCCCUCCGUGCUGAGGACCCCCCCAGAAACCUCCCAUUGGAUUCCAAGGGUCCUGAGCUGGUGGCGGACGCGUGUGAGUCACAGACACCAGGGAGAGCAAGCAGGGCACGUGCAGACUGGCACACCUCUAGCCCAGACCCUGGGGACCAGGGUGAUGGUCCCUCCAGCUCGGGAAGGAUGAGGCCCAGCAGCCAUUCCAUUCCCACUUCCCGCUCCGUGAAGGACACAGCCACAUGUCACUGAAUUUCCCCUGGACACAUCAGAACCAUCUAUGCAAUCUUACCUGAGCUGUUUGUUCUAGAAGAUCAAAGAGGCCUGCAGGCCUGGGCGUGGCUCCCGGAGGUCACCCUCCUGUCCCGGAGCCUGGGGAGCACCCCCCGCCCCCGCCUUCCCCGCGCACACAGGCCUUAUGUGUGGCUCCAUCGAAAGCACUGGAUGAAAGGAUGCUCUGGCCCCCAGCGCAGGGCUGACCACCGGCCAUGCUUCCCAGCGGCUUCUGUCCACAACACCCUGCUGGCCUGCCGGGCCUGACGUCCCGGUUCCUCCUGAGCAUAGGGCACAGGCGUGAGGCCAUCCGCAUGGGCACGGGCCCGCGGGAGCCGCCUUCUCGGGGUGUCCAGCUUGCCCCCCUCCCGUCCUCAGAGCGGCAGCACUCCGCAGGCUCAUGGGAACGCAGCCGCCGGUCACAGCGGGACUUCGCAGAGUGUCUGUUGUCGGGUGUCCUCCGUUAAAAUGAUGUGUGUAUAAAUAUAUUUUAAUACCUAAAACCUA